AUGGCCACCAGUGUCUACAAAGCUAUCCAUGGGUAUAAAGUCCCAACAGGAAUAGGAGAGCUAUUGCAUGAACGAUCAACUAAUUAUAAUCUUAGAGGAAAAUACAUCCUUGAGCUACCCAAAGUAAAUACAAAAUAAAAUCAGAACAUUUAAGAACUCGAUGUCUAUGUUUGACUUCUCCAAUUUUACAUUUUAAUUGUGAUUUAAUUGUAUAAAUAUAUUUUUAUAGAGGUUUUUAUGAGAAAUCUUCUCUUUCUAUUAUUAUUUCUAGUUUAUUUAUUUCCUUUUUAUGGCAUGUGUGUAAAGUAGCUAAUUAGCUAAGAACAUUUGACCACGUUAAAUAAAGAUUGUUGUUAUUGUUGUAUUGUAUUUCCAUUGCAAAAAACCAAAAAUUACACAAUAUCGUGACUGCUGCCCUUAGUUUGAGAGAUGACUAAAUGUCAAAUACAAUGCAACCUUGAAGUAAUAUGUUAUUGCUGUAUUUUUUUUUGGCAGUUACAUGUGUCUUGUACAUUAAUUGUUUGGUUCUAAUACUUGGUCACAAUACAUAAUUGCUUAAUGAUUUCAACUUAAGAUAACACAGAGCAUCACAGAGGCAGAAGUAGAAAUUAUUACUAAAGGAUGCCAGCAGAAAGCCCUUCAAAUGUGGCAACUUUGGUAAGAUAAAGUAUCAUAGUCAUUAAAAGGAAAACCAAAAUUUAAAGAAAUGAUUGGAGUUAAACUGUUCUUCCACUGGAGGGAAAUUAUUUUGAAUCAUAUCUUCUCAAUUCCAGCAUUCUAGAAAAAGAAAUGUUUUCAUACUCCUCCCCUUCCCCCUAGUUUCUCCUAGUGUUCAUACACAAAUGCAGCCUUGAGCUAAGGACUCAGUCUACAAAACUCUUUAACAGUCAUAGACUGCUAAUCACUUUUUUUUUUAUCCCUUUUACAAGGUGAGAUGGCAGCUUUGAGAGAUAGUGAGAGCGAGAGGGCAUGUUUUUAG
Molecule: messenger RNA, 979 nt
Organism: Pocillopora meandrina
Lineage: Eukaryota; Metazoa; Cnidaria; Anthozoa; Scleractinia; Pocilloporidae
Source: the annotation of a GenBank genome assembly